Molecule: messenger RNA, 618 nt
Organism: Schizosaccharomyces octosporus yFS286
Lineage: Eukaryota; Fungi; Ascomycota; Schizosaccharomycetes; Schizosaccharomycetales; Schizosaccharomycetaceae
Product: meiotic cohesin complex associated protein Moa1
Exons: 1
Coding region: 15-563 (182 amino acids)
Source: RefSeq, a predicted model, not a curated record
CACGACGAAAAUAAAUGGAUUGGAUGAAUGGAAGCAACCAGCUUUAUGUUUCUUUAGAUGCUUUUAGAAGAGUGAAAGUUAAUAAUAAGUAUGGAAAGCAACAAGUUAGGAAUCCCCCAAAAGUGGAAAAAAGACAACCAUUGCAAGAUAAAACAAAUCAAAUAGAAUUACCGUCCAAAAACAAAGGCUAUCCAGACAUUCUUCCUGAUGAAAUAUCGUUUAUUAAAACCCCAGAACGUAAAAGUCCGACAAGGCUAUAUCAGGAAAUAUGCUUUCGUGAUAUACCGCUAGAACCAGAUUUUUGUAAAACUUUCCAACCUCUUGCGACAUCCACCCCCAAGAAAAAGGAGAAAGGCUUGAAGUCACUGCAAGCAAGAAGCCAAAAAUAUGAAGAAGAAAGUGAAUUUGACGAGUUAGCGACGUGGUUCCAAUCAGCGUCUAAUUUUGAACUCAACUUUUCUGAAAUUUCUAGCCAAAAACAAUCAAUUUUAAACUGCCAAGAAGCCAUUUUAAACAAAUUUGCUCCUUUUGAAACAGAAACUGAUGAAAUAAUUUUGUUUUAAACUUUACAUUUACGCAUUUUGCAACUCAAUGGCAAAGAAACUUUAUGUAUUCUAG